UGGAGUGGCUUAGUGAAGAAGAGGCGGGAACUGUAGCCCUAAUGUCUUUAGAGUUAUCACUCUGGGGUUUGGAGUAAUGAGUUAAUAGUAAAGUGCUCCUAAGCAAAGGAUAAAACUGGUUUCCCGAUGAAUAACGUGACACGCUAAACAGAAACGGGUAUUUUUAAGUUCCAGCUCAGAAGGUAUUUGUGAGCAGUGAUUCAUUAAAAAGAAUACCACGUUUCUGGGAACGACCAACCCAGUUUCUCAGCAUACUUUGAAUACAUCUCAUUCUUCAGGGCUGGUCUAGGAAAAGUUGAUUUCAUUCACAAAGGUUAGAUAAUCAUGCAGUGUGGGUGGAGGGGUUAAAACUUCAGCGAUUGCCUCAUCUGCAAUAGAGUUACAGCAGCAAAUCCACCUCCUGGCUUGUGUGUUUCAAUCUUUUCUGGUGCUGGAAGAACAAAGAAGGUUCUGAGGAUUAACGUUUCCCCCAAAUCAGAACAGUGCCUGAAGCAGGUCCACCAUGCCGUUAGUAACGAGGAACAUUGAGCCAAGGCACCUGUGCCGUCAGACGUUGCCUAGCGUUCGGAGCGAGCUGGAAUGCAUGACCAACAUCACCCUGGCAAAUGUCAUUCGACAGCUGGGCAGCCUGAGUAAAUUUGCAGAAGACAUAUUUGGAGAGUUGUUUACUCAAGCCAACACCUUUGCCUCUCGGGUGAGCAUUCUAGUCGAGAGAGUUGACCGCUUGCAAGUCAAAGUCACUCAGCUGGAUCCCAAAGAGGAGGAAGUCUCCCUGCAAGGCAUUAACACCAGGAAGGCCUUCAAAAGCUCCACUACUCAGGACCAGAAGCUCUUUGACAGGGAUUCUCUCCCUGUGCCUGUCCUUGAAACCUAUAGGACCUGCAGUACUCCUCCACCUCUCAACAUCCUCUCACCUUACAGGGACGAUGGCAAGGAGGCGCUUAAAUUCUACACUGAUCCUUCCUAUUUCUUCGACCUUUGGAAAGAGAAAAUGCUUCAGGACACGAAGGAUAUUAUGAAAGAGAAGCGGAAACAUAGGAAAGAGAAAAAGGAGAAUCCGAACCGAGGGAAUGUGAAUCCACGAAAAAUCAAAACCCGGAAAGAAGAGUGGGAGAAGCUGAAAAUGGGACAAGAAUUUGUUGAGUCAAAGGACAAACAUGGUCCUGCUGGGUACCCCUCUAACAUGGUGUAUCAGAACGGCAGCAUCGGUUCCAACGAAAGCAUGGACGUGAACUGCUACCCGCCACCGCCGCAGACUGACUCUAUUGUGCCACCACCUCCUUCAUUCCCAGAUGACAGCCUGCCUCCACCCCCGGUGGAAUUUAGCUAUCCUAUAGACAGCCAAAGAGGUUCUGGUUCUGGAGGGACCAAACGAUCCAGCCUGGUCAGCCCCAGUCACCCACCACCAGCUCCUCCCAUUGGAUCCCCCUCAACCACCAGGCCGGGCUUUGCUCCCCCUCCGGCGCCACCGCCGCCACCACCACUGAUGGGCAACGCGCCCCCUCCACCACCUCCCAUGGGAUUCCCGUCACCAGGAACACCACCCCCCCCCUCACCCCCUUCUUUCCCUCCUCACCCCGAGUUUGCUGCCCCGCCACCACCAUCUCCCCCUCCUGCAGUCGAGUAUGCCAGCGUGCUCCCGCCUCCGCUGCCGCAGGCGGGCAGUGGGAGUGCGCCGCCUCCCCCUCCACCACCACCGCCUCCUGGCCCACCCCCUCUGUCUUCUGGGGGCCUGGAUGGCCCCCCACCUCCCCCUCCACCCUCAGACACCUCCACCUCCAAGCCCAAGUCAUCCUUGCCUGCGGUUAGUGAUGCCAGGAGUGAUCUGCUUUCAGCUAUUCGCCAGGGCUUCCAGCUUCGCAAGGUGGAGGAGCAGCGGGAGCAGGAGAAGCGGGACGUUGUGGGCAAUGAUGUGGCCACGAUCCUGUCGCGCCGCAUCGCUGUGGAGUACAGCGACUCUGAGGACGACUCUUCCGAGUUCGAUGAGGACGAAUGGUCGGAUUAACCAGAGCCCACUCCCCUCCUUCCCCUUCUCUCCUGAGCUAACCUCUUCUUAAAGAAUCAGGUGGCCAAGCCUUCCACCACUGCCCUUCUCAACCUGUAACCAAAGAUGUGCCAUGGGUUUCGAGAACCAGCAGCAUAUCUCCCCUCUCCCUCCCCCUCCGGCUUUGGCAGUGCUUUGUGCUCUGCCUUUUCCAAAGGUCUCCUCAUCGACACUGCCACGGUGGUGUUGGGAUUUAGCUGGAGGGGGUGUAACGGUUGCUUAUUUAAAAGAGAGCUAAACCUCCAGCUUCUCAAUGCCACCAGGCAGAGCGCAUCUAAACCCUCCAUCCAGAGGGAUUUUGAAAGUAAAGAUGGAUGAUCCUGGUGCGGCCGGAUGGCCUUUCAGAUGAAGGACAUUUUCAGCUAGUUUUCUCAUGGCAACAGCAGAUCUGAUGGCUCUCCCUUUCCAGUGAACACUGGUAGUGCUGCAAGAAAAUGGGCUUGAAAUGUCAGUUCUCUGCUGCAUCCCACUGUCGAAUCAUCAGGUUUUGGCAAUAGCACAUAAUUCUUUCCCUUCUGACCCCCUAGUAUUAAUUCCAGACUGCCCUGCUUGGGAUGUGCUUCCUGGCUCCAGGGCUGUGGAGCACUUUGCGUGCAAUGUGAGGAGGGAGUUCUUUAUUGGCAAAAGCUGCCUUUACCUUC
Molecule: messenger RNA, 2685 nt
Organism: Neopsephotus bourkii (Bourke's parrot)
Lineage: Eukaryota; Metazoa; Chordata; Aves; Psittaciformes; Psittacidae
Gene: WASF2
Product: WASP family member 2
Exons: 9
Coding region: 503-2005 (500 amino acids)
Biological process (GO): actin cytoskeleton organization; positive regulation of Arp2/3 complex-mediated actin nucleation
Cellular component (GO): cytoskeleton
Molecular function (GO): actin binding; protein kinase A regulatory subunit binding; Arp2/3 complex binding
Source: RefSeq, a predicted model, not a curated record